Molecule: messenger RNA, 2041 nt
Organism: Apis florea (little honeybee)
Lineage: Eukaryota; Metazoa; Arthropoda; Insecta; Hymenoptera; Apidae
Gene: TP53INP
Product: Tumor protein p53 inducible nuclear protein
Biological process (GO): autophagosome assembly; positive regulation of DNA-templated transcription
Cellular component (GO): autophagosome; nucleus
Source: RefSeq, a predicted model, not a curated record
ACUAAAAUCGGGGUGGGGGAUACGUUCAAUUCCACAGUUGAGGGCGCGACGGCGCUGGAGGAGUCGUGGUAUGUAACGCCACCCGCAUGUUUCACACGGGCGGGCCCCGUGAACGUAGAAACAUCACCGCUAGAGGACCUGCUGAUAGAGCAUCCCAGUAUGUCCGUGUACCGAGCCACAGCGUCUCCGGUCGCCCCCGAAACCCCACCGCCCACACCUGACGCGUCGGAAGACGUCGAGGAGGACGUUCUGCCCGACGUGGUCUCCAGCGCCCCGGACACGGCAGCACUAGCUUCGCCGGAACGUAGCCCGAGGAGAGGCGAGGACGAGCAACAAGCGACCCGUAGACCAGCCAUCCACGAUGGAAGACCCUCCGUUGACCGCGCCCGCACCGAGAAGAGGAUAGCUCAGCUUCGGUCGGCUUCGCAGAAAGUUUUCGAGAAGAGGUCUACCCAAGCGUUGAAGAGAGGCCGUCUGGAGAGGAGUAACAAACUGAGGGAGGUGUUCAGUGUAAAAGGCAAGCGGCCACGCCGCCAGGACCGCUUGCGUAUCCAGAACAGUGGCGCAAACAACAACCGGAAAUGCUAGUCAUUCGAUCUCAGACCAAGGUGUACUCAGAUACUUUCUUCCUAAAAAAACGCGAUUCUCUCGCGUUUAACUCAUUUCAGGCGACGCGAUUUAAGUGUUCAUUAAUUACUUUCAGCCUAUAUAUUCGCAUAUACAAUUAUGCCUAAUGUAUAAACUGAACGACAAAAAAGACAAAUUAGAUAGCAAGAGGAAAGGUCAAGUCGAUAAAAAAGAAUAAUGAAUGAACGAAGCAUACAAAUAUUAAUUCAAAAAAAAAAAAAAAAAAGAAGAAAGGAAAAGAAAAAAAAAAGAACAAAAAAUAAAUCACGUGGAGAAACCAUAGAGAUCUGUUCUUACAUGUGUCCUCUCUUAUCGUGUUUUAUAUAUGCUUUCUAUAUUGCUUCUUCGCAUACAAAAUUGCUCGAGAAUUGUUUUUCUCAAGAUAUUAUACGAAGAAAGCGAACAAUAGAGUGAAACGAGAAGAAAAAAAAACAAUUGUUUCCUUACAACUUGAUCAUGUCGAACUUGAUGUCUUGCUAAUCGAGAACGAAACGUCGUCUGAGGAAAGAAAAUGAGGGGCAAAAAAAAAAAACAUAUAUAUGUAUAUAUAUAUACAUAUAUAUAUAUAUAUAUCUAAAAAGGAAGAAAGUAUUUGAAACGUAGCCGAUUGGUCCACGGUGAGAGUCUCGUUGUAGAAUAUCUCGUGUAUAAUGGCGCGUGUAUGAUACUCGGUUGGAUCGUGUGUAUACUUUUUAGCCUCUAUUUAGUAUGGGCAAAUGUGUUUUUACUCGUAUGUUUAACGUUUAGUUUCUAUUUAAGUUGUUUACAUACCCUGUCAUUGAUGCGCCUAUGUAGCAGACAGGAUUUAUUAACGUAUAAUUUUUAGCGUAAUAACCCAUCCUUGAUGAUUCCCUUUCGUUUUCUCUUCCCUACGCGAACGAGCCGCCAUUUUUUCUUUCACGGACCGGUCCACGUUCAAUUUGCGGCGACAGUCGAUUUUCGAUGCUGAUAUGAAAUGCCAGAAACACAUACACUUUCGGGACCACGCUUUUUUCUUUUUUUUUUUUUUUUUUUUUUUUUUUAGGUUAUUGUAUUAGUUUCACGUUGGACACUUUCACGACCGUUAGACGAUCCGUUUAAAAAAAAAAGAAAGAUAAAAUUCCAACACGACGAGAUGGACGAACCACUAGCGUUAAUAGGUCACGUGCGAGCUCUCUGAGUGGCUCUGAAGACAGCUGAUAGUCGUAGAACGUCCAUUGGCAGCGUUACUGUACUCGUCUCACACGGUGUCCUUCCGUCUGAACUCGAAUAUCACCAAACCAUUAAGCAAUAAAACGCUAUCAAUCAGACACUGUUCGAAAUGCCUAUCGAUGGACGUUCAACAAUAACUGUAUUUAUUUAGCGGCACACAUGGUAUGGUACUAUCAACUGAAUAAUAUCGAUUAAACUUAUUAAACGUAACGUUUUAGAUGAC